This is a messenger RNA of Euleptes europaea (tarantolino), 1343 nucleotides long. RefSeq names its product general transcription factor IIIA (gene GTF3A). The record is from RefSeq and is a predicted model, not a curated record. The coding region runs from base 1 to 1230 and encodes 409 amino acids. Gene Ontology annotation, cellular component: nucleus. NCBI's taxonomy places the organism in Eukaryota, Metazoa, Chordata, Lepidosauria, Squamata, Sphaerodactylidae. The transcript is spliced from 10 exons.
AUGUCUGCCAUUGAGCAGUUCCAAACUACCGGGGAGGAAGAGAAGGAGCGCAACGCACGCCCUCCUCGUUGGAAGGAGAGGAGGAGGAGGAGGAGGAGGAAGUGGGCGGCGCAAGAGGGCCGUCACGUGGCCCGGGAUCGCAGCAUGGCCGGAGAGGAGGUUGCUCGCGAGCAGGCGGCGGCCGCCGCGACUCAGUCCGCAGCCGGCAAGCGAGAGCCAUGUGGCGGCGGAGAGGGCAGCUGCUGCCCUGUCCCGCCCCGUUACAUCUGCUCCUUCCCGGACUGCGAGGCCACCUUCAACAGGGCCGGGAAGCUGCAGGAGCACUUUUGCAAACACACCGGGGAGCGACCCUUUGUUUGUGAUUAUGAAGGCUGUGGUAAAAGGUUCACAAGAAACUUCCAUCUUAGGCGCCAUUUUCUUGUACACACCGAAGAAAAGCAAUUUAUGUGUACAAUUGAUGGCUGCAAUAAAAAAUUUGCAACAAGAUCAAACUUGAAUAAGCACAUGGGAUGCAAACAUAACAAUCGCCAGUAUGUGUGUGACUUUGAAAACUGUGGGAAGUUUUUUAAAAAACACCAGCAGUUAAAAAUUCAUCAGUGUCAACAUACUGGAGAGCGAUUCUUCAAAUGUAGUCACCAAGGAUGCGGAGAGCGCUUUUCUAUGCCUCAUCAGUUAAAACGCCACGAAAAGACCCAUGAAGGCUAUACAUGCAAAAAAGAUGGCUGUUCGUUUAUCGGGAAAACAUGGUCACAGCUCCGGAAACAUGCAAAAACUGGACAUGUCGAACCAGUAGUCUGCAUUGUUUGUGCCAAAACAUUUACCCGUAAAGAUUACCUCAGAUGCCACCAAAAAAUUCAUGCCUUGGAGAGGGAUGUGUUCAGAUGUCCAAGAGACGGCUGUGGAAGGACUUAUACCACCGUGUUCAAUCUUCAGAGCCAUAUUGUCUCUUUCCAUGAGGAGAAAAGGCCAUUCUCAUGUGACCACCCUGGCUGUGGAAAAGCCUUCGCAAUGAAACAAAGUCUCGUAAGGCAUGCCAUUGUACAUGACCCAGAGAAGAGGAAGCUGAAUUUAAAGAAACAGCGUCCCAAGCGGAGUCUGGCCUCUCGCCUCAGUGGCUACAUUCCACCUAAAGCACAGCAAAGAAAUGAACUGGCAAUAGAUGAGACUUUGACCGCACAAAACAAUGUGAAGAAUACCCUGCCAGCUGUUGAAACACUGUGUCUAGACUAGAGUUGUAGAUGAGUUUCAUGCACAUGAAUGGCUUUAUGAAGUCACUGUUGGUAAGUUUGCAGCCUGUACAGAAAACUCAAUUUGUUCUGAAAUGUUUCCACUUUGUAUUAAAA